Molecule: messenger RNA, 1053 nt
Organism: Rotaria sp. Silwood2
Lineage: Eukaryota; Metazoa; Rotifera; Eurotatoria; Philodinida; Philodinidae
Source: the annotation of a GenBank genome assembly
AUGAGUCGUCUUGGUAAUAUCGAUACUUCACAUAAACGACUUCCUGAUAAUAACGACGAUGAACCAUUGACAUCAACUAUGAAUGACAUGCGCCGAGCUUCUAUAGCAUCAAAUCAAGAACCAUUGGCAUCAACUAUGAAUGAAAUGCGUCGGGCUUCAACAGCAUCAAAUCAAGGAGCCUCGGGACAAGUAUCUUCUCCUCGCGUUAAUAUCAAAACCAAAUGGCAACAAUAUGGAACUACCAUUGCUGGAGGAAAUUGCCAAGGCAAACAAUUAAAUCAACUCUCUUCUCCUUAUGGCAUCUAUAUUGAUGAUGAUGAUCAAUGUAUUUAUAUUGCUGACUGUGACAAUCAUCGUAUUCUUGAAUGGAAAUAUAAUGCAGAGAUUGGUCAAACGGCUGCAGGUGGAAAUGGAUAUGGAAACCGUAUGGAUCAAUUGAAUGGACCAACUGAUAUGAUUGUUGAUCAACAGAAUGAUUCUCUUAUUAUUUGCGAUUUGGGAAACAGACGAGUGGUACGAUGGUUUCGUCGAAAUGCUACAAAAGAAGAAACAAUCAUUUCUGAUGUUGAUUGUUAUAGCCUAACAAUGGAUAACUAUGGAGAUCUUUAUAUUUCUGACUUUGAACAACAUGAAGUGAGACGAUGGAAAAUAGGAGAAACAAAUGGAAUAAUUGUAGCAGGUGGAAAUGGAAAAGGAAAUCAUCUCAAUCAACUCAAUCAACCCACUUCGCUUUUCAUGAAAGGUGCAAAUGAAGGAAUUGUUGUUGCUGGUGGACAAGGUGAAGGAAAUAGUUUGACACAAUUGUCUUAUCCUGAAGGAGUGUUUGUCGAUCAUUGGGGUCAUGUCUAUGUUGCUGACUCUUACAAUCAUCGAAUAAUGCGCUGGUUAAAAGGAUCUAAAGAAGGUCGGAUUAUCGUUGGUGGAAAUGGAAAAGGAGAACAACCAAAUCAGUUCAAUCUUCUCAGAGGUUUAUCAAUUGAUCGCCAAGGUAAUCUCUAUGUCGCUGAUAAUUCGAAUCAUCGAGUACAAAAAUUUGAAAUUGAUUUAAAUUAA